CUGUUCUCUUCCCUCAUUGUUUCCAGUUCUGGCGAGUCCCACUUCACGGUGAACCAGCAACCCUUCCUCUACUUCCAAGUGCUGUUCCUGACUGCACAAUUUGAAGCAGCCAUCGCCUUUCUCUUCCGCAUGGAGCGGCUACGCUGCCAUGCUGUCCACGUGGCCCUGGUGCUGUUCGAGCUGAAGCUACUUUUAAAAUCCUCGGGGCAGAGUGCUCAGCUCCUUAGCCAUGAGCCUGGUGACCCUCCCUGCAUACGGCGGCUGAACUUUGUGCGUCUGCUCAUGCUCUACACCCGCAAGUUUGAGUCCACAGAUCCUAGGGAAGCCCUCCAGUACUUCUACUUCCUCAGGGACGAGAAAGACAGUCAAGGGGAAAACAUGUUUCUGCGCUGUGUGAGUGAGCUGGUGAUAGAAAGCCGAGAGUUUGAUAUGAUUCUUGGGAAACUAGAGAAUGACGGAAGUAGAAAGGUGGGUUAAAUGUAUCCCUGAAGAAAUGUUAGCUUACAUUUGGGAAACGUUAAUUGUCAGAAGAAUAGAGUUCUGUCGAAAGACUCGGGUGCUAGAGAUGUACAUCUGA
Molecule: messenger RNA, 577 nt
Organism: Nannospalax galili (Upper Galilee mountains blind mole rat)
Lineage: Eukaryota; Metazoa; Chordata; Mammalia; Rodentia; Spalacidae
Product: nuclear pore complex protein Nup93-like
Exons: 5
Biological process (GO): protein import into nucleus; poly(A)+ mRNA export from nucleus
Cellular component (GO): nuclear pore
Molecular function (GO): structural constituent of nuclear pore
Source: RefSeq, a predicted model, not a curated record